CGCGCUUACAUGACGCUUCUGUUUAAUGAGGACUAGCAGGUAAGAAGCCCGUUCCUCGGCCAUUUGUUAUCAUAACAGUAAACGCGUGGCACUCGGCUUUAUAACCGGACAUCAGGAUGGUGAGCAGUCAGGUAAAGGCCACAAGGCGCUAUAAGCCACCUAAAGACUAUCUGUGUGACGGGUCACCGCUGCCAGCAGAGCCUCCUUCUAACGCAGACGGAUCGAAUCUACCGGUACCGGCCCAGAAUGCAUCAGGGGGCAAUAAAGCCAAGAGCAGCUGUCAAACAGGACCAAAAAAACACAAGUCAGCUUCUGAAAAGAAGUACCUUGGAGUCCGAGUUAGAAUGCCAGUGCGGGACAUGCUCAGAAAUAUACGGAUAGCCAAUGGUAUUGACCCUAAAGAUCUGCAGGGAAAACAUUUAAAGACAUCUAAAGGGGAUAAGAAACGAGUUAACACAGGUGGAAACCGGAGACGUUUUCUGAAGAAACCUCAAACCAAAAGCCUAGAGGAGCUUGCAAUUAUAGUAGAAGUGCUGGAGGAGGAUCUCAAGACCUGUCAGUCAAACAGAUUGCCAAACAAAAGCCCUUUGGCUUCAUACUCUUCUGAGUCCUGGGUUGAAGAUGCAUCUCCACAUGGUGUCAUGAACACAUAUGGCCAGGAGAAUGAGGUACCUUUGUCUCCAAGCUACUCUGUGCCCUCCGCAACCUCCCCUGUCCAUUCGGUGUCCAGCUCCUACCCAUCCCCUACUUACAGCCAGGGUGCCGAUGUCUUCAUGGGGGAUCAGAAAGACUAUAGCAGUUAUGAGUCCGAUAAAUACAGGUAUGAUGAUCUAAAUGGAAUAAACUCAUGCGAAUACCAGGUGCCUUCUCCCCAAGAGUCAUUCAGCGCCAGUCCCAACCCAGAAGUCUGGGAUGUUUCUUCUCAGAAGAUGAACUAUACACCAUGGCCACAUUCUCAGCAGGGAGAGUGGAGCAGUAUGACCUUCUUCUGGACUCAAAUGGAAAGAGAGGAGAAUAUGCUAAAAAACAUAUCUGACCAGGAGCUUCUUGCUGUAGACAAAAACGGAAGGAUUCUUUUACACAGAGUUGUUGAAGAGGGAAAGAGAUCCCUUGUGUACGUUAUUGCCAGAAGGAUGGCGGCUCUGAAGAAACUGGAUAUCAAAGAUUCAGAGGGAAAGACUCCCCUUCAUCUUGCUGCACAGAAGAAUCAACACUUCAUGGUGGCUGAUUUGGUGUCACUUGGUGCAAAUAUCAAUGUGAAGGACCGGUAUGGGAAAACAUGUCUUCAUCUCAGUGCAGAAAAUGGAUAUAUUCGAGUGUUGGAGGUCCUGAAAGGUUUGAUGACAAAUGGCGUGUAUAUUAAUUUGGAGGAAAGAGAUGCAAACGGGCUCAGCGCGUUGCAGUGUGCGGCAGUCGCUCUCAACCACACGGUGCGCGAGCUGGAGCUGUGCGAGUCUGCAGGACGGGUCAGACUGCACACCCUUCUCAAGGAGCAGAUGAUGGAGACGCUAGAGUGCCUCCUUCAAAUGGAGUGCUGUUUACACGCUCCGGCCAGAAACAACGUGAUUUAGGAGCGGUUCGGUUGUGGCUGCUUCGGAGUUGUUUUCUCUGUCAAGCCAGGCAGUGCUUUUAACUGACGGUAAAUGUUUUUGAGUGAAUACAAGCUUUUACUUGCCGCUGAAGACUAAAUGUACAUACACGAAAGGAGGAUGAGGAUAGUCUUCAAGUCAUGGUAAAGCUAUGUAUUAUGCAACUGUAGAUUUUGUUCAGUGUUCAGGUGAAAAGGGAGGAACAAAAACACAACGGUUGCCCAUUAGCUGGUUUCUGUGAAACUUCCACUGUUAGUUACAUUUGAGUAGCAAAAUGUUUAAAACAGAAUAGAACUGUGGUAAGACCUACGAGUCUGUCAAAUACCACCAUUCCUAUUUGCUCCAAGAGCAAAUAGUUUUGAGAUUGAUGUUACUGUAAUGGUUAUGUUUAUUGCUGUACAAAACCGAAAGCAAAAAAACGUGUCAGCAGCGGAACUGAUUUUUUUUGAUUUGAUAAUAUUUUUUCCCACUCUAUUUUUCUCCGAAUCUGACAACAUUUUGACACAAAAAGCAUUUUUGUAAUUUUGCUUUUGCGCUAAUGCUAAUGCAUUUACAACAAAAAUACAUACACAUUGCUGGUGUUAUUUUCCCUUUUACAAAGCUGCCAAUUAACAUUUGAGAUCAGUGUUUUAAGGACUUAAUGGAUCUAUUCAGAAAGGACGCAUUAAAGUGACAGUAACAUAUUUAUCUGUCAAGCUAUUCUUAUAACGAUUUCUACAAAAACAUUAAGCCCUGAAACUGAUUUCAGCAUUAAUAAUAAUAAGUCUUGUGCAUAUAACAAUGAUUUCUGAAG
Messenger RNA from Puntigrus tetrazona (Sumatra barb), 2382 nucleotides. RefSeq names its product NF-kappa-B inhibitor zeta-like. Bases 117 to 1571 code for a protein of 484 amino acids. Gene Ontology annotation, molecular function: DNA binding; POU domain binding. Gene Ontology annotation, cellular component: nucleus. NCBI's taxonomy places the organism in Eukaryota, Metazoa, Chordata, Actinopteri, Cypriniformes, Cyprinidae. The record is from RefSeq and is a predicted model, not a curated record. The transcript is spliced from 10 exons. Gene Ontology annotation, biological process: regulation of gene expression.